Messenger RNA from Chlamydomonas reinhardtii, 1902 nucleotides. RefSeq lists its product as uncharacterized. Gene Ontology annotation, cellular component: preribosome, large subunit precursor. The transcript has 6 exons. Gene Ontology annotation, biological process: maturation of LSU-rRNA; maturation of 5.8S rRNA. NCBI's taxonomy places the organism in Eukaryota, Viridiplantae, Chlorophyta, Chlorophyceae, Chlamydomonadales, Chlamydomonadaceae. The record is from RefSeq and is a predicted model, not a curated record. Bases 129 to 1520 code for a protein of 463 amino acids.
GCCAUUGAAUACUCAAGCUCGCAUAAGCAACCGUAACGCUUCAAAACUGCUCGCUUUCGCAAUUGUCCGUCUUGAAUAGUCUCGACUCCGUUUCGUGUCAGUGUUUUUGUUACUCAAGCACAAGAAAUAUGAAAUUACAAGCCAGGACACAAUUGAAGGCGGGAGCCGGGGAUGGUGGCAAAGGGGCAAAGCGGAAAGCUCGGGAGCCAACGCCAGAGAGCGAGCCGGAACUCGAUGAGGACGCCCUGGCGAGCAAUGAUGAGGGCGAGGGCGACGAGGGCGAGGACGAGGACGAGGACAUGUACGGCGGCGACUACGGCCAGGACCAGGAGGACGGGGAGGGAGAGGAGGACGGGGAGGACGGGGAGGGGGAGGAGGGCGAGAGCAGCGAUGGUGAAAUGGUCCAAGGCCUGGAGGAGGCGCUGCAGGCGGCGGCAGCAGCGGCCGUGACAGCCGGCGGUCGUGGUGGUGGAGAUUUCCUGGGGGGCGACGACGAUGACAGCGAGGAGGACGGGGAAGGUGCCGGACCGGACUCGGGCCCGGAGAGUGAGGAGCUGGAGCUGCUGCCGGAUGAGUUCGGUGGGGAGGGCGGCGAAGGCGAGGGCGAUGAUGACGACGAAGACGGCGAAGACGACGAUGACGACGAAGAUGAAGACCUGGACGCAGACCUGGAUGACGACCUGCUUGCUGGCGCGGGCGACUCCGGCGAGGGCGAUGAGGACGACGACGAUGAGGAGGAGGACGACGACGACGGCGACGAUGAGGAGGGCGGCGAGGCGAGGCGGCGGUCAGGCGCCCAGGCGGGGCCUAUGGACCCGGCGGACAAGGCCGCGGCCAAGGGCGCCUCGUUCGCCAAGGCCUUCCACAAGUUGCUGGAGGGCAAGGCCAAGGGCGGCGCGGAGGAGGCGCCCAUCCUGGCGGCGUCCAAGUCUCUUGCCAAGCGUGAGGCCGAGGCCAAGGCCGACGCGGCGGAGCGGCGCGAGGCCAAGCGGGCGCGGCUGGAGCGGCGGCGGCGCGGCCACUUGCCCGUGCCCAAGAAGGGCGAGGAGCCGGAACACGACGUGCGGGAGAAGGGGCUCGGCCGCCUGGCCACCAAGGGCGUGGUGUUGCUUUUCAACGCCAUCGCCAAGGCCCAGAAGGAGGCGGCGGCGGGCGGCGCGGCUGGCGGCAAGAAGCCCGCCAAGCUCAGCAAGGCGUCCUUCCUGGCCCAGCUCAAGGGCACGGCCACGGGUGCCGGCGGCGCCGCCGCUGGCGGCACCGCUGCCGGAUCCGUGCUGGGGGCGGCGGCGGCAGCCGCCGCCGGCAAGGGCGGCGCGGCGGCGGCUGACGCCGCCGCGGCGGAGGGGGCUCCUGGGUGGAAGGUGCUGCAGGCUGGGUUCAGUGGGCUGAGCGGCGGCACCAAGAUGAAGGACUGGGACCGCAAGGCCACCGGCAGCGAUGAGGAGGACGCGAGGAACAUGGGCGACGCCGGCAUGGGUGGCGGCACGGACAGCGAGGACGACGGCGGCGACGGCUGGUAGAUUGUUUGCGUGGGGGAGGUUUGUUUGUGUGGUGGUGUGGGUGCAUGGUUGGGGGUGAAAUGGGAGGCGAGGGGGAGGGGGAGAAGGAGGCGUUGCCGAGUGGUCUGGUGCAGCCGUGCAGAGAAAGCGCCAUGGGCAGGAGUGAGGUUGGCUGUGUGCUAGGAGGCGCGAACGCCUGCGGCAGUUGUGGCACCGAGAAGAAUUCUUAGGCAGCUUAGGUGGCAUUGCUCGGAUUGGGACUGGUUCACUAGAAAUAUGCGGCUAUGCGCACGGCGGGGAACCGAGGUGUGGAUGGGGCCCACCGAGGCAGCCCCGAGGUCGUCCAUCGAGCCUGGCCCUGUGGACACAUUUGCAAAGCGCCUUUAUCAGAAUCUCACUUCAC